Molecule: messenger RNA, 804 nt
Organism: Malassezia restricta
Lineage: Eukaryota; Fungi; Basidiomycota; Malasseziomycetes; Malasseziales; Malasseziaceae
Product: essential protein required for maturation of 18S rRNA
Exons: 1
Coding region: 1-804 (267 amino acids)
Biological process (GO): maturation of SSU-rRNA from tricistronic rRNA transcript (SSU-rRNA, 5.8S rRNA, LSU-rRNA)
Cellular component (GO): preribosome, small subunit precursor; nucleolus
Source: RefSeq, a predicted model, not a curated record
AUGCCCAGGGAGCCUCAGGGCCGGCGGGGUCAUGGGCGCAGGCGUCCGAUGCCAGCGCGAGGCGAGACUACGAGUGUGAAUAAGCUGAAGAGUAUGAUUCGGCAGACGAAGCGGCUCUUGGGGAAGGAGUCGAUUGAGCCAGGCACGCGUAUUGAGGCGGAGCGACGCUUGCGGGCGAUGGAGCUGGAACUCGAGGAGAGUAUGCAGUCGAACAAGGAGCGCCAAUUUGCGACGCGAUACCACAAGGUCAAGUUUUUUGAGCGGCAGAAACUGAUGCGGCGGCUUCGGCAGCUGCGGCGGGAGCCAGAGAGUCGGCAGGUGCGUGCGCAGCUGUUUGAGCACCGCGUGUUUCUGAACUAUGUCUUGCACUUUCCAGCCGAUCGGCGGUACGUAUCGCUGUUUGCCGGGAACAAGGAGCCUGUCGCGCCCAGUGCGGAUGCGCCUGAUCGUGCGCACCAGAAGGCUGCCGAGUUUUUCAAGCAUGUGCGCAAGUCUAUGAAACGAGGUACCAUGGCUGCCGAGCCAGACAGGGAUCUGCAUCACCGAGAGGAGCAGCACCGGCGAACGCGUGCGCAGCAUGUAAAGAGGAGCGAGGUGGACGUUGGCGAUGGCGAUGGCGACGACGAUGGCGACGACGAUGGCGACGACGAUGGCGACGACGACGAGGCUGACGACGACGAGGCUGACGACGACGAGGCUGACGACGAUGGCGAUGGCGACGACGGCGACGAUGACGACGACGAGAUGCACGACAGAGCUGACCCGCCGCCUUCUAGCGUGGCCAACGACGACUUCUUUGCCUAG